Molecule: messenger RNA, 948 nt
Organism: Pseudovirgaria hyperparasitica
Lineage: Eukaryota; Fungi; Ascomycota; Dothideomycetes; Acrospermales; Acrospermaceae
Exons: 2
Coding region: 152-691 (179 amino acids)
Source: RefSeq, a predicted model, not a curated record
CACCGCAAGGCAUGAAGUGGUAUGGUGAAUCAAAAAACCCAUCGAAUGUACGAGAAAGUCCAAGUGCUUCCAUUGGGGCCUGGUAUAUGAAAAAGACAGAACUGGCCAUCCACUUGGUAACCAGAAUGUCCUUCGACCAGGAUAUAACGCAAUGACAACCCUUUCCUACCUCUUACAGGGUCUUCAUAUCAAAGAGUCUGCCGAGACCUAUCACAACGUAUAUUUCGAGUCGUUCCGUGAUCAUGGAUUUGUUCCAGACUACGGAGUUAGCCUAAAGACGGAAUUCGCUCGUCUAGCCAAGCACCAGGGCUGGGUCGAUAAAAAAGGCAAGAUCCGAAACCGUGACCAAUACGCCGAUCAGAAAUGCGAAGCUUUCCAAGAAGAAAUCAACUCUUUCUUCGAAGACAAAGCUUCGAAACUAGAGAGCUGGCAGACUUUGUGCCGUGAGGUUCGGAUUGAUCCUGUGCCAGUUUCGAUAUCGAAGUGUAAGAAGGCUCUCAGGACCGAAGUGUUUGUGAAUCUGGUGGACCUGAUGAACGCUCGCCGCCUUGGACGCGAAGUCAAGGUGUUCAAGUCCUUCGCUGAGCUCGCAAAAUACACCCAUUCGAAGAAACUCUAUUAUCCUCUAGACGCGGCAAAGGCUGGCGGGAUCGUCCGAAUCUUGCUAGAGGACUUCCACCGCAGGUACUGACGGGUGGGAGGGCUUGUGCUGUGUGGUUGACGGGGAGCUGGACGCCCUCGCUCUACCAUACAUGAAUGAUACUAGAAUAGCCAUGUCUACCAGACGAAUCCUACCAGACCCUCGACUUUUGUGUGUACACAGUGAAAGUGAACGAAGGUUGAUUCCUUGCAGAGCAGAAGCGGGAUGAUCCAUCCGUCGUUUUCCUAGAACAUGAGUCACUAGCACAAGCACGCGCUUGUUCUCUCUCCCAUCUUUAUACCUAGAGC